This is a messenger RNA of Bicyclus anynana (squinting bush brown), 3039 nucleotides long. RefSeq names its product inter-alpha-trypsin inhibitor heavy chain H4. The record is from RefSeq and is a predicted model, not a curated record. Bases 175 to 2985 code for a protein of 936 amino acids. NCBI's taxonomy places the organism in Eukaryota, Metazoa, Arthropoda, Insecta, Lepidoptera, Nymphalidae. The transcript is spliced from 24 exons.
ACUCGUUGUUCGAUGAACGAAACACACGAUUCGAUAUAAUUGUAAUAAGUAGUUUUCUGUUCUAAGAAUUGAAAAUAGUUUUAAAAUAGAAAAUAGCUUUAAUUAAAGUGAAAAUAGAUUUAGUAAAUUGAAAAUCUGGCUGUGCUGUUAUACUGUUGCUGUCAUAGGUCAACAAUGGAACGCCUUGGUCUGGUGGCAGUGCUGUGCGUCAGCGUGCUAGCGGCGAGCGCGCACUCGGCGCUGCUUCCGACUCUACAUGAGCUGGUGGUCGCUGGUGACCAUCCGAUAGUGCGAAGGAGUGUUCAAACCAGUACGGAAAGACCGUUGGAACCUAUCAAAGUAACAGAGAUGCGCGUGCGCUCCGAAGUGGCGCUGCGCUACGCGCGCACGUCAGUGAUCACGCACGUCGCGAACCCCGACUCGCGGCCGCAGGAGGCCACCUUCCGCAUGCUGCUGCCCGACACCGCCUUCAUCAGUGGAUUCACUAUGAUUUUGAGCGGAAAUUCGUAUAAAGCUCAUGUAAAAGAGAAAAAUGAAGCAAAACAACUUUACUCGGAAGCAGUAUCGCGAGGCGUUAGCGCGGCCCACGUUGCGACUAAAGCUCGCGACUCCAACCACUUCACUGUAUCAGUCAACGUGGAAGGCAACACUACCGCCAUCUUCGAGUUGCGUUACGAAGACAUGUUAGUGAGCCGCAACGGACUGUACAGUCACGUCAUCAACCUGCACCCCGGCGCGCUAGUGCCGGUCAUGGAGGUCGUCGUGCAUAUCAAGGAAUCACAACAAAUCACUAAACUUAAUGUCCCUGAACUGAGGACCGGUAACGAAAUUGAUGAGACGCUAAAGGAUACACAGAACUCAUUGGCUGUUAUUCGAAAUGGUACCAAUAAUCGAGAAGUGACUGUUACGUUUACUCCUGAUCUGAUAGAACAGCGAAGGCUUGCCAAAAUAUACAUGGAAAAAAGCAAAGAAAAUGGAACUAGCACUGCGUUUGGACAGUUUGUGGUGGAGUACGACGUAGAACGGUCCAACAAUGGUGAAAUAUUGGUAAACGACGGUUACUUCGUACAUUUUUUGGCGCCGACUUCUUUGCCUCCUUUGAGUAAACAUGUUGUAUUCGUGCUUGAUACAUCGGGUUCCAUGGAGGGCCGCAAACUGGAGCAGAUGCGUAAAGCCAUGGACACCAUACUCUCUGAUCUCAAUCCGUAUGAUUACUUCAGCAUCGUCGAGUUUAGUCAUUUUAUUCAGGUUCACGAUUUGAAGGAAGCUGACGAACCAGCCCCUCGGAAAAAAGAGUACUGGGAAUACAAUUCUAUAGAAGCCGAUGCUCCCUACACUUUGGUGCCACCAUCUCUCGCAUCCGCAGAAAAUAUUGCGAAAGCCAAAAUUGUAGCGUCUAGGCUUGAUUAUACUGGAGGUACCAAUAUUUACGGCGCGUUAGAAGCAGCUAUAAAGAUUACAAAAAAAGGUGUUGAUCAGAGAAAUAAAACAGUUGCAAACAAUACAGAUGCUACUAAUCUAACAGAGAAUAAUAUGACGAAAGGAGUAGAGCCUAUUAUCAUCUUUUUGACGGACGGAGUUGCGGUCGAUGGUGAAACUAAUACAGAUCGAAUUAUAUCUAAAAUUACUGAAAAAAAUUCUGGAGAUAAGAGAGCGGCUUUAUACUCAAUCGCUUUUGGUGAAGAUGCUGACCGCCCCUUCCUUCGCAUGGUAUCUCUCCGUAACGAGGGUUUCAUGCGACACGUCUACGAGUCAUCAGACGCCGCGUUGCAGCUGCAUGACUUCUACCGUCAGGUGUCCUCACCGCUGCUCUCGCAUGUGCAGUUCCAAUACCCUGCAAAACAGAUAAAAGAAGGCUCCGUGAGUCGUACUCAGUUCCGCACAAUUUACGGAGGGUCGGAGGUGGCGGUCGUGGGCCAGAUCGCUGCAGAUGCAACGGAGAUUACGCCACGUGUCUUCGGCUUCUACGGCAGCGAGGACGGUCAGACCUUGAAACGCUACGAAGUAACACCAAGAGUAGCCGUGAGGAGAACUAGAGACGAGCACUUGCCGCUAGAGCGCCUGUGGGCCUACCUCACCAUCAAGCAAUUGCUGGACAAACGCGACGCAGGCGAUCACAGCACGGACGAGAACAGCCCUGAGAAGAAAGCCCUGGACAUAGCUCUUAAGUACGCGUUCGUGACUCCCCUGACAUCACUUGUAGUGGUGAAGCCGGAUGAAUCGCAUGCUGUUGAUGUGGAAUCCGUAGAUGUUACGACAACCACUACCACUACAACGACCCCUGCACCACCUGCACCGCUGGUAUACCAUUCGGAGGCAAACUUCAUAGACUAUGAGAACAGCGCCCAACCUAUGUCAUUUCAUAGUUAUGAUGAUUCAAUGAUUAAUCAUAGAGCAGGAUUAAGAGGUCAAGAUCACGAUCUACACUCAGUUUACGGUAACCACAUCAUCGGAGGUGGCUCUAGAACCCUUGGAGGUGAUAGUGUCUAUAGCGGUAUGACAUCUAACCUUCUGAGUGGUGAUUACACCAGACUUGCCUCCUACAAUAGUAAUCGGAUCAGUGGCGGUUACGAUCAUCGCAGUAGUGUUUUAACUAGCGGCUCGCGAUACAGUUCGAGUCGGAGAUGGCCUGCAUAUUAUCAUUCGCCUUUAACAAGGAAGUAUCACCUGGAAGGCUUUAGGUGGACGUCGCUUCUACUCAACGCCAGUGCUGAAGCUCUUACUGUGCUCGGAGCAAACGGUGAACAAGUCUUCCUGAAGCUCACCACGGAUGUCAACCCUCCAGUAGCAGCUGACGGAGACGUUGAGUGCUCCAAUAGCUUGUUCGCACCGUGGGCUACGGACCACGCGAGCAGUGUGUGCGUCUACGUCACGCGGUGCUACGCCGCGCGUCGCAUUACUACGGACGACUAUCAGCACAGCUACUGCGUUGUCAAUGACGGAUUUGCUGGUGUUUGCUGCCCUCCAGAUCAAGUUUUGAAUUAGUUUGUUUUUAUAAAAAUAUAAUUUGUAAUAAAAUCUUAUUUAUUGAUUUGGCAA